Molecule: messenger RNA, 2517 nt
Organism: Oncorhynchus nerka (sockeye salmon)
Lineage: Eukaryota; Metazoa; Chordata; Actinopteri; Salmoniformes; Salmonidae
Product: BTB/POZ domain-containing protein 6-B-like
Exons: 4
Coding region: 543-2147 (534 amino acids)
Biological process (GO): neurogenesis
Cellular component (GO): cytosol
Molecular function (GO): protein binding
Source: RefSeq, a predicted model, not a curated record
UUGUUGGCAGCGAGCUGGGCGUCCGAGAGGAUUACACCAAAUAUAUUAAAAAAAUAGACAGCAACUAAAACUCUCGCCCCGAAAAAUGACAAUUCACAUCGUAUCCAGACUGCAGCUAAUGAGUAACCCACGCCUUGUCCUAGUUGAUAAGUAGCUUUUGGAGAAAAACAUCUGCCAGUAUUUGCUCAGGAAAACAGCGGACUCUAAGCGAGCAACGAUUAUAUGGAUUUACCAUCUGCUCGAAAAGCGAGAACAUAAUACGUUUUGGGGAGACAACUCUGCGGCAACAAGAGGAUGAAAUGAGAAAGAGAAAAAAAGUAUUCAGCUUGAAGUUGGAAUUACAACCCAAUUGGACGGAUAUUGUUUAUGUUGCUCUUACAAUUGAUUCGGGGUUAGUAGACUUCAUAAUCGCCGAAUUUAUGCAGCAUAGUUCUAUAAAUGACACGAUUUGUGUAUCAAUUGUCAACGCAGAAUAAUAGCUACUACAGUAGAUCAGAGUUCGUGGUUUAUUUAUAGGAAAGGGAUCAACGCUUUGUGUGCCGAUGCCAACAGCAGAUUGCAGGUUGCUCCAUCAUGGUCGGAUCAUGAAGUGUUUGACUUUUUUACUCUUACUUCCAGAAACACUGAAAAAGUCUAAAAAGACUGGGAAACACACAGGCAGUUUACCAGUAUGCUAUGAGAUUCUAACCCUGUCCCUGAAGAAGAAGAUGGCUGCAGAACUGUACCCUGCGACCACCAAUCUAACCAACAACGGUACUACGGUGACCGCCAGUGACAAGAAAAGCGAUGUGCAGGUCACCCAGUCAACAACCACUGCAACAACACCGACCACCCAGCAAAACAUAAACAACAACAACGUCGAUCCUCCCAGCUGGCAGUCCUCUCACCCCACGCUACGGGAGAGGAAUGCCUUGAUGUUCAACAAUGAACUCAUGGCCGAUAUACAUUUAAUUGUUGGUCCCCCUGGUGAAUCUCAGAAAGUACCAGUGCACAAGUAUGUGUUGGCAGUGGGUAGCUCCGUCUUCUGUGCCAUGUUUUACGGGGAUCUUGCAGAGGAGGAGUCCGAAAUCCAUAUCCCAGACGUGGAACCUGCUGCCUUUCUAAUUCUGCUGAAUUACAUGUACAGUGAUGCGAUAGACCUGGAGGCGGACACCGUGCUGGCUACCCUGUACGCUGCCAAGAAGUACAUUGUACCAGCCCUGGCCAAGGCCUGCGUCACCUUCCUGGAGACCAGCCUGGAGGCCAAGAACGCCUGUGUGCUGCUGUCCCAGAGCCGUCUGUUUGAGGAGCCUGAGCUGACACAGCGCUGCUGGGAGGUGAUUGACGCCCAGGCCGAGCUGGCCCUGGGCUCCGAGGGCUUCUGUGAGAUCGACCUGCAGACCCUGAAGAUCAUCCUGCAGAGAGAGACUCUCAACACCAAGGAGGUGGUGGUCUUUGAUGCCAUGAUGAGCUGGGCCACAGCUGAGUGUAAGAGGCAAGGACUGAGGGCAACCACCCACAACAAGAGAUCUGUCCUGGGCAAGGCACUCUACCUGGUGCGCAUCCCCACUAUGACCCUGGAGGAGUUUGCUGAUGGGGCGGCCCAGUCAGACAUCUUGACACUGGAGGAGACGCAUGACAUUUUCCUGUGGUACACAGCGGCCACCAAGCCCAAACUGGACUUCCCACUGGCACAGAGGCAGGGCCUGGCGCCCCAGAGGUGCCACCGCUUCCAGUCGUCAGCCUACCGGAGCAACCAGUGGCGCUACAGGGGCCGCUGUGACAGCAUCCAGUUUGCAGUGGACAAGCGGAUCUUUAUCGCUGGACUGGGUCUGUACGGGUCAAGUGGCGGAAAGGCUGAGUACAGUGUCAAGAUUGAACUGAAGCGGCAAGGGGUGACCCUAGCACAGAACCUGACCAAGUUUGUGUCGGACGGAUCAAGCAGUACAUUUUCUGUGUGGUUUGAACACCCAGUUCAAGUGGAGCAGGAUGCCUUUUAUACAGUGAGUGUCGUGCUGGACGGGAAUGAGCUGAGCUAUUUUGGCCAGGAGGGCAUGACGGAGGUGCAGUGUGGAAAAGUGACUUUUCAGUUCCAGUGCUCCUCGGACAGUACCAACGGGACUGGGGUGCAGGGGGGACAGAUCCCGGAGCUGGUGUUCUAUGCAUAAGCUGGAUUGGUCAUAAAAGGAGAGGUAGAGAACAUAUAGACCAUACUGUACAUCCAUAUGUUGCAGCCUUAUAAAUAAUGUAGCAUUAAGACACUACAGUGUCAGACUAAACAAAAUACUAUUUUUAAGUCAAGGAACGUUUUAUCUUAUUUAUUUAAAAUAAAAAUGUUAUUUGUAUUAUUUUAAUUAACGCUGCAAAAAGCAGUCCCUUGUAAAAAGUCAUAUUGCACUUGUGGACAGUCUCUGCAAUGUUGUUUUGUACAUAAAACACAGUUAAAUGGUUUGCAGCUUGAUGCUGAUCAACCAUGAUGUUCCUGUUUGAGAGCUUACGAACCUGCAGAAAAUCAUAAACAUUUUGUGAGAAGCCACA